AUGCCAAAAACACCACCGAGAAAGAGAUCUGGACAGUUGGUUGCGUCACCUGAAAAUACAAUCUCGGCGGCAAGCAAAAACUGCACAGGUGAAAAGAAUAAGAAGAAAAAAUAUCAGUUUGCUCCCAUUGAUAACCUUGAAGAUAAAACCAGAUCUGAUACAAGCGUUCUCAAGUCAAUAUCUGUAUCACAAGUGAGGAACAGCGGGAAUUAUCUGGCACAUGGAGUGAAAAUAAAGAACAAAUCAGAAUUACGAACUCCUCCAAAGAAAAAGGAUAUCACCACAGCAGAAUAUAAAACAAAACGAAAAACCGGGGAUAACACACGCUUUUCAAAGCAGGGGGAAGAAGAACCCAGCGAGGAAGUCAUUUGGGAGUAUUGCCCCAUAGAGAAAGAUGUUUCAGAUCAACCCUAUAGCUCUCACGCUAAUUCUGAAGAUUUAAUUGAGCAAGACGCCUGUCAGGAUCCUUCUUCCACACCUAUGAUACCUAAAAGGCUGAAAAGCGUACUCAAUUUUGCCUCUAUCAGUGAACGAGAACAAUCAGAAAGAGAAUCCACAUUGUCUGUACAGUUGCGAGAAACAACGCGAUUAAAGGAUUUUUCAGUCUCACUUAAGGAGUCUGUACGAGAUAUAGAUGAUAUUCUUGGAGAUAUUGAGGGGGAAGUCAGUAGAAAGCACCACCUAACAAGCCUGAACCAGUUGCCGUCUUCUCCCAGCAGGAUACCUUCCGAGGUUCCAGUAAGUGUCGUCAACGGUGGGACAGAAACGCCAGACAUAGAAUUUACAAAUGAUGAUGACGAGUCCUUAAUUGAAAUACUUACGCAGAAAUUCACUCAAAGAAAGACGUCUCGUAGUCCAAAAAUGGAUUGCAGUGAUACAUUGGACGAUUCUUUAAUAGAGCAAAUAGAUUCCUUGGAGGAAAAACAGAAAAUAUCAAGGGUUGAGGAGGAAAUUGAAGAUGUGGAGGUCAGGAUAUCACAGGCUUUGAACAUGAAAGCACAGCUUAGCGAGGACUCAAUUAAAGCUACAAAAAUAACACAGAAAACUGAAAUAAGUGAAUACAUUGAACGUGCAAAAUCUGCUAUAGUACGAGAUAAUGUCAAAAGGUUCGUGGUAUUGAGUGUUAAUGACUUAAAUUUGCCGAAAGUCGGUAGGCAGAAGGUUAUGUCAUGUAUAGAUAGAAAUGGCGACACAACUUCGAUCAUAGUGCGACAUCCAUGGGUAUUUCUGGAAAUAGAGAAGGGCGAUGUCAUCCAUAUAAUUGAGGGGAAAAAUAUUGAGAAUAAAAGGCUACUUUCAGACGACAAAAAUCCAAUUACUCAACUUAGGAAUGACAAUCUUCUUAUUCUCAAUCCAGAUGUCUUACUAUCUGCUACAUCUGUCGGGAGCUCAAUCGAGUGUUUGAGAAGAGCUAUCCUACAGCUCACGCUCGAGGAUCCUCGCGGGGAGCCGAGCUUGCCCAUGAUAGUCGGAAAUAUCGUUCACGAGUUGUUACAAGACUCUUUAGUGCACAAGCUUCUUCACAAGAAACUUGAUAUGGAGUAUUUAGAGAAAACGCUUGCUUCUCUAAUGGAAGCAUAUUCUUUUCAGCUGCUACAAUGUAAUGAAGAUCUCGCCUCGGUAACAGAAAAUAUCCGUAGCACCCAUUUAAAGAAUAUCCAUCAGUUUAUCAAUAAAUUUGUCCAGAAGAAUAACUAUGGGUGCUACGUUUCUGUAUCGGGGACCCGAAUAACAGACCCAUUGUCAAUCUCGGGUGUUCUUGAUAUCGAAGAGAAUAUAUGGUCUCCCAUCUAUGGCCUGAAGGGUUUUUUGGAUGCAACAGUUGAGGCUCACGUGGAAAACUCAUAUGCCCUUGUGCCGCUCGAAGUGAAAACCGGUAAGCAUCGCAGCUUGUCCCAUGAGACGCAGGGUCUUCUGUAUACAUUACUUCUGCAUGAUAGGUAUGAAGUAUCACCUGAUUUUUUUCUGCUCUUAUACACCGGAAGCAACGACCUGAUAAAGUUUCCAAGUGCCCUUCGUUCUAUUCAGCAUGUUCUAAUGUUUAGAAAUCAAAUGGCUACUAGUCUGAAAUAUGCGCUGAGAGAAAUAACCACAAAAGAACGUUAUAAUAGACGUCUUCCGCCAAUAAUGCAAAGCUCAAUUUGCGACACAUGCAGUGUCAAGCACACUUGUAUGGUUCUAAACAAACUGCUCGAAGAUGGUCAUGCUGAUGAAAGUGGCCUGAAACAAGGGGAAUAUGAAGGUUUGACGAACCAUCUACUGUUGGAUUUUAAUGAAAACAAGGCUUUUUUGGGAAAGUAUAUAGAUCUGCUAAUCAAGGAAGAGUCUUCAAUAAGUGGCAUUAGUCAAGAAUUAUUUCUAUUAGACAGCAAAACAAGGGAAUCCUUGAGUGGACAUUGUAUCUCCAAUCUUAGUGUGAGUAAUUCAUCUCGGAAUCCUACUCAUAAACAUUUGUUCCUGCAUAAAUUCGUUCGCAAAUCACAAAAUGGCAGUUUUAAUUCGAUGCUUCACAGUCAGUUCUCCCUGAAUGAUAUGGUCAUUAUAAGUGACGAAGAAGGCCACUUUUCUUUAUGUCAAGGACGUAUAACUGCGUUGUCUUCGAAUUCCGUGACCGUCUCUACAAGAAGAAAAGUGUUGAACAAUCGCAGUAAGACAAGCACUGGAAAAGCACCUACUGUUCACAGUGUGGUCAAUGAAAAUGCAGAUCAGGACUUGAUGAUGAGAACUCAAAAUUUAGUCUCCUACAGAAUUGACAGAAAUGAUGUUCACAGCAGCCUGAAAUUAGCAAGAUUCAACCUUUUGAAUCUUUUUCUGCCUCCUGUCAAUCAAUUUUCAAAGGAUAUGAGCAGCGGAAAGGAGAACGUGAAACGAUCUGCAGGAGGAGAUGAGAGGAUGCGUUCUAUUCUUGUAAAUAACAGAGUUCCUCGAUUCACAGAAGAACCCACUUUUCCGUUUCACAUUGAGGAUAAGAAGGCAUUUAAUGACGACCAAAGAAGGGCCAUAGAAAAGGUGAUGAGAGUAGAAGAUUAUGCUUUAAUUCUUGGAAUGCCCGGAACCGGAAAAACCACUGUCAUUGCUGAGAUAAUUAGAAUAUUGGCAGGUGCCGGAAAGAGUAUACUAUUGGCAUCAUACACAAAUUCUGCUGUAGAUAAUAUUCUUCUGAAAUUAAUACCCACCAAUUUUAGUAUUGUUCGAUUAGGUGUUCAACACAGGAUACAUCCCAAAGUACUCCCAUAUCAGCCAAACUAUGAAUCCGUGACAACUUACGACGAAUUUUUGGAGCAAGUGAACGGCGUUUCCGUUGUUGCAACGACAUGCUUAGGGAUAAAAGACUAUAUGUUCACAGUAAGGGAGAAAGACUUUGAUUAUGUGAUACUUGAUGAGGCAAGUCAAAUAUCAAUGCCCAUAGCGUUGGGUCCGAUUAGAUUUGGCGAGAAGUUCAUAAUGGUUGGAGAUCACAAUCAGUUACCACCAUUAGUGAAGAACGACGCAGCCCGCGCAGGCGGGUUGGAGGAGUCACUGUUCAAGAUGAUUUGUGAUAGGCAACCGGAUUCCAUAUGUGAACUGACACAUCAGUAUCGUAUGUGUGAAGACAUCGUCUCUUUAUCAAAUUUCUUGAUAUAUGACGGAAAGCUAAAAUGCGGUAACUCAAUAGUAAGUAACCAAUGCCUCAAAAUACCGAAUCCGGAUAAGCUUGAUGCAUACAAAACUCUUUAUGCUAUCGAUAGCUGGUUGAAACAUGUCCUUGAUCCCAAGAAUAACGUGAUAUUUUUAAACUACGACAACGACAAGAGCAUAUGUGAAGAUCGCCAGAGAGACAAUAUCACCAAUGAAGGUGAAAUCAUAAUCGCUAAACAGUGCCUUGACGCUCUUACAGUAUGCGGCGUUGACCCGUCCAAUAUUGGUGUUAUGACGCUGUACAGAGCACAGCUCAACCUGAUCCGAAAGUCGAUCGAUACAGAACGUUACAAUGGCUUGGAAAUCUUGACCGCGGAUCAAUUUCAGGGUCGCGACACAGAAUGCAUCAUCAUAUCCUUGGUAAGGAGUAACGAUCAAAACAGCGCCGGAUCGCUACUGAGAGAACUGCGUCGCGUCAACGUCGCAUUGACGAGGGCCAAAUCAAAACUUAUCAUAAUCGGAUCCAAGAAAACAAUUGCUUCUACUCCAGAAAUGUCAGAUUUGGUCAACUACAUCCACGAAAAGAACUGGAUGUAUGAACUACCAAGUGAUUUUUUGAAUGCGUAUAAUUUCCGUAUUGAAGAAGGUAGUAUCCCGAAUAGAGAGCAUACAGCCGCAAACGAAAAGGAUAUCGUGAGGAGUAACAUAUGCUCAAAAAAGGCCGGCGCCAAAAACAUCACUGCGACCUCAAAAAUGCUGCGCGGCAAACCCAUUGUUCGUCAAACGCUCUCCGAAUUCAAGUGA
Molecule: messenger RNA, 4422 nt
Organism: Zygotorulaspora mrakii
Lineage: Eukaryota; Fungi; Ascomycota; Saccharomycetes; Saccharomycetales; Saccharomycetaceae
Gene: DNA2
Product: bifunctional ATP-dependent DNA helicase/ssDNA endodeoxyribonuclease DNA2
Exons: 1
Coding region: 1-4422 (1473 amino acids)
Molecular function (GO): 5'-3' DNA helicase activity; single-stranded DNA helicase activity
Source: RefSeq, a predicted model, not a curated record